Molecule: messenger RNA, 14401 nt
Organism: Ceratitis capitata (Mediterranean fruit fly)
Lineage: Eukaryota; Metazoa; Arthropoda; Insecta; Diptera; Tephritidae
Gene: Dhc64C
Product: dynein heavy chain, cytoplasmic
Exons: 26
Coding region: 100-14106 (4668 amino acids)
Biological process (GO): microtubule-based movement
Cellular component (GO): dynein complex
Molecular function (GO): minus-end-directed microtubule motor activity; dynein light intermediate chain binding; dynein intermediate chain binding
Source: RefSeq, a predicted model, not a curated record
UCGCCUGUAAAUUGUGGACGUAAUCAAAUCAGCUCUUGCAAAAUUUAUUUCAAAUAAAUAUAUAUAAACAUAUUUAGUGAAAAAUCCAGCGAUAAAAUCAUGGGUGAUUCGCUGGAGAACGCCGAUACAUCGGUGGAGGCGGUAGUAAAUGUAACCAUCGUCGAAUAUGGUGCAUUUGCCAAUUAUAUACGUAAAGCAGUGACCAUCUUACUGCCUGAAGAGGAUGUAGUGCCACCGGCAUUGAAUCUUGCUCUAGAGGAUCCCGAUAAUCAGGAACGCAUAAAAAAGUUUCUUUCGGAUCCGCAAGUGCAAGCUUUGUACAUUCAACGGAAUUGCUUAAAAGAAGAUGAAAAUGAGCAACCCGCUGAAGGAGAAGAGGAGAAAGAAUUCGUCAACUAUCAAAUAAGCAAUGACGUCCACUUCACCAACAGCCGUAUGGCUUCCUUGGCUUGUAUAAAACGCGGUGCUGUGAUUGAGGCUGACAAAUCAAUACACUCACAGUUGCGUUUGAUUAACUUCUCUGAUGGUUCACCCUAUGAGACAUUGCAUGCGUUUAUUUCAAAAUCUCUGGCACCCUACUUCAAGUCUUACGUCAAGGAAUCCGGACGUGCAGAUCGUGAUGGUGAUAAAAUGGCGCCAUCUGUUGAAAAGAAAUUGGCCGAAUUGGAGAUGGGACUGCUGCAUCUUCAACAAAACAUUGACAUACCAGAAAUUACAUUGACAGCGCAUACUUCGGUGAACGCAGUCAUACGAAAAUGUGCUGAUGAAAAUCGUAAAGCAAAAGUAGCAGACUUCGGUGAUAAAGUAGAGGAUUCAUCGUUCCUCAAUCAACUGCAGAAUGGUGUUAAUCGUUGGAUUAAAGAGAUCAAGAAAGUUACCAAAUUGGAUCGUGAUCCAUCGUCGGGCACAGCUCUGCAGGAAAUCUCUUUCUGGUUGAAUUUGGAGCGCGCUCUUUAUCGCAUUCAGGAAAAACGUGAAUCACCAGAAGUUGCACUCACACUGGACAUACUCAAACACGGCAAACGUUUCCAUGCCACGGUUUCCUUUGAUACUGAUACCGGUCUCAAGCAAGCCCUGGCUAUGGUUGCCGAUUACAAUCCCCUCAUGAAAGACUUUCCAAUUAAUGAUCUACUCUCUGCUACCGAGUUGGAGAAGAUACGCCCAGCUGUGCAGCAGAUAUUCUCGCAUUUGCGCAAAGUGCGUAAUACCAAGUAUCCAAUACAGCGUUGUCUCAAACUGAUUGAGGCUAUUUCGCGUGAUUUAUCACAACAACUACUAAAAGUGCUGGGCACACGUCGUCUCAUGCAUAUACCCUUUGAUGAAUUUGAGCGUGUUAUGAAUCAAUGCUUUGAAAUAUUCAGUUGUUGGGAUGAUGAAUAUGACAAACUUCAAGGUUUACUGCGUGACAUUGUCAAAAAGAAGCGCGAUGAACAUUUGAAAAUGGUUUGGCGCGUAUCGCCAGCACAUAAGAAACUGCAAACGCGCAUGGAACAUAUGCGCAAGUUCCGUCGUCAGCACGAACAACUGCGUACUGUUAUAUUGCGCGUUUUGCGCCCAACUAAGCAAGCGCAAAAUAAUGACGCUAAUGCUGUAGAAACCAAGCAACCGUAUAGCUUGGAAGCAGCCGAUGCUAAUGCUAUCGAGGAGGUGAACUUAGCAUACGAGAAUGUCAAAGAAGUAGACUGUUUGGAUAUAACGAAGGAGGGUUCGGAGGCUUGGGAUGCCGCUGUUAAGCGUUAUGAAGAGAAAAUUGAUCGCGUUGAAGCACGCAUAACUGCACAUUUGCGCGAUCAACUUGGCACUGCAAAGAAUGCCAAUGAAAUGUUUCGCAUUUUCUCGCGCUUCAAUGCGCUCUUCGUGCGCCCACACAUACGUGGCGCUAUACGCGAGUAUCAGACUCAACUCAUACAACGUGUGAAGGAUGAUAUCGAUGCUUUACAUGAAAAAUUCAAGGUACAAUAUCCACAAAGCAAAAGUUAUCGUCUCUCGACUGUACGUGAUUUGCCACCAGUUGCCGGCUCCAUCAUUUGGGCGCGUCAAAUUGAUAAUCAAUUGACUAUGUACUUGAAACGCGUUGAAGAUGUGUUGGGCAAAGGCUGGGAAACACAUUUGGAGGGUCAGAAGCUUAAAGCUGAUGGCGACAGCUUUCGCGCCAAGCUCUCCAUCUCCGAAGUAUUCCAGGAGUGGGCACGUAAAGUGCAAGAACGUAAUUUCGGUAAUUCCGGACGUAUCUUCACAAUUGAGUCGGCACGUUCGCGUACUGGGCGCAGCAAUGUUUUGAAGUUGCGUGUCAACUUUUUGCCCGAAAUCAUUACACUCUCGAAGGAAGUGCGUAAUAUUAAGAAUUUGGGCUUUAGGGUGCCACUUACGAUUGUCAACAAAGCUCAUCAGGCUAAUCAGAUCUAUCCAUAUGCAAUUUCAUUGAUUGAAAGCGUGCGCACAUACGAACGCACUUUAGAAAAGCUAAAUAAUAGGAGUUUAGCACAAAAUUCAGUAUUCAAGAUCGAAGAUCGCGCCAGUAUUGUGCCCCUCGUCGCUGGCUUGCGCAAAGAAGUGUUGAAUUUGAUUUCCGAAGGCAUUGGCUUGGUCUGGGAAUCCUAUAAGCUUGAUCCUUAUGUUCUACGUCUAUCCGACUGUGUCACACAGUUCCAGGAAAAGGUCGAGGAUUUGCUCGUGGUCGAAGAACAAUUGGACGUGGAUGUGCGUUCGCUGGAGACUUGCCCCUACAGCGCUGCCACUUUCACUGAAAUCUUAUCGAAAAUUCAACAUGCUGUCGAUGCUUUAUCACUCAAACAAUAUUCCAACCUAAACGUUUGGGUCACACGUCUCGAUGAGGAGGUUGAGAAGAAAUUAGCUAUGCGUCUACAAGCGGGCAUACAAGCCUGGACUGAAGCCUUGACUGGUGGCAAGAAAGAAAAGGAUCUCUCCAUGGACACUGAUGCCCCAGCACAGCCUACACACAAGUUGGGAGGUGAACCACAGAUUCAAAAUGCUAUACAUGAGAUUCGCAUUACCAAUCAGCAAAUGUAUUUGUAUCCAUCAAUCGAGGAGGCACGCUUCCAAAUUAUGCAACAACUUUUUGCUUGGCAAGCUAUAGUCACCUCGCAGGUGCGUUUACAAAGCACACGCUAUCAAGUUGGUUUGGACAAGUUUGCGCCACCCACUUAUCGCAAUUUGUUAACUAAAUUGCCUGACGCCUUGAUUUUGGAAAACGCAUAUGGCUCGAUUGAGAAUAAAAUUAGUGAAGUGCGUAAUUAUGUGGAGGAAUGGUUGCGUUAUCAGAGCCUUUGGGAUUUGCAAGCCGACACUUUGUAUGGUCGUUUGGGUGAAGAUGUCAAUUUGUGGAUUAAAUGUUUGAAUGAUAUAAAGAAAUCACGCACAACUUUCGAUACAUCCGAUACCCGACGCGCCUAUGGACCAAUCGUAAUUGAUUAUGCUAAGGUGCAGGCCAAGGUCACUUUGAAGUAUGAUUCUUGGCAUAAGGAAGCAUUGGGCAAAUUCGGUACUUUGCUUGGCAACGAAAUGACUACAUUCCAUUCGAAGGUGUCGAAAUCGCGUACUGAUUUGGAGAUGCAAAGUAUUGAGGCCGCCAGCACAUCCGAUGCCGUCAGCUUCAUUACUUACGUACAAUCACUGAAGAAAGACAUGAUCGCAUGGGACAAACAAGUCGAGGUAUUCCGUGAAGCGCAACGCAUACUCGAACGUCAGCGUUUCCAAUUCCCCAAUAAUUGGUUGCAUGUCGAUAACAUCGAGGGUGAAUGGUCUGCCUUCAAUGAAAUCAUUAAACGUAAAGACACAGCCAUACAAACUCAAGUGGCUAGCUUACAAGCUAAAAUUGUAGCCGAAGAUAAGGCCGUGGAGACGCGUACUAUUGACUUCUUGAACGACUGGGAGAAGAAUAAGCCAACUGGAGGCAAGAUACGACCCGAUGAUGCUUUGCAACAACUGCAGUUGUUUGAGACCAAGUAUUCACGUUUGAAGGAGGAGCGUGAUAACGUGGCCAAAGCCAAGGAGGCGCUCGAAUUGCAGGAGUCUGCUAUACCUAAUAACAGCUCGGAGCGUAUGAAUGUCGCUUUGGAAGAGUUGCAGGACUUGCGUGGCGUUUGGAGUGAACUUUCUAAGGUUUGGACACAGAUUGAUGAGACUAGAGAGAAACCUUGGUUGUCUGUACAACCACGCAAAUUGCGUCAACAACUCGAGGCAAUGAUGACACAGCUGAAGGAGUUGCCAGCACGUUUGCGCAUGUACGAGUCGUAUGAGUAUGUGAAGAAACUCAUACAGAGCUAUAUCAAGGUGAACAUGUUGAUCGUCGAACUGAAGUCGGAUGCACUCAAAGAACGUCACUGGAAACAACUCACCAAGCAGUUACGUGUUAAUUGGGUGAUUUCCGAUUUGACACUCGGUCAAGUUUGGGAUGUAAAUUUGCAAAAGAAUGAAAAUGUCGUAAAGGACAUCAUACUAGUGGCUCAAGGUGAGAUGGCGUUGGAGGAGUUCUUGAAACAAGUGCGCGAAUCCUGGCAGAGCUAUGAACUUGACUUGAUCAACUAUCAAAACAAAUGCCGUAUCAUACGUGGUUGGGAUGAUCUCUUCAAUAAAGUUAAGGAGCACAUCAAUUCGGUGGCAGCCAUGAAACUCUCACCAUACUAUAAAGUUUUCGAAGAGGAGGCUCUCACCUGGGAAGAGAAAUUGAAUCGUAUUAAUGCACUAUUCGAUGUGUGGAUUGAUGUACAACGUCGCUGGGUUUACUUGGAGGGCAUAUUUUCGGGUAGCGCUGAUAUUAAAACACUUUUACCAGUGGAGACUUCACGUUUCCAAAGUAUCAGCUCAGAGUUCUUGGGUCUCAUGAAGAAGGUUACGAAAUCACCCAAAGUUAUGGACGUUUUGAAUAUACCAGCCGUACAACGUUCACUGGAGCGACUUGCUGAUCUUUUGGGUAAAAUCCAAAAAGCUUUGGGCGAAUAUUUGGAGCGUGAGCGCACUUCCUUCCCACGUUUCUAUUUUGUGGGUGAUGAGGAUCUCUUGGAGAUUAUUGGUAAUAGCAAGAAUAUCGCUCGCUUACAAAAACACUUCAAGAAAAUGUUUGCCGGUGUGGCCGCUAUAUUGUUGAAUGAGGAUAACACCGUUAUUUUGGGUAUUUCAUCGCGCGAAGGUGAAGAAGUUAAAUUUAUCAAUCCAGUUUCCACCGUUGAACAUCCGAAAAUCAACGAAUGGCUCUCGCUUGUUGAGAAACAAAUGCGUUUCACUUUGGCCUCGCUCUUGGCUCAAGCUGUGCAAGACAUUAAACAAUUCCGUGAAGGUCAAAUUGAUCAACAGAAGUAUAUGGAAUGGUGCGAUAAGUAUCAAGCUCAAAUUGUUGUACUCGCUGCACAAAUUCUAUGGUCCGAGGAUGUGGAGGCAGCCUUACAACAAGCCUCCGAAACCAAUAAUUCCAAGCCGAUGCAACGCGUUUUGGCUACCGUAGAAUCUACAUUGAAUGUACUCGCUGACUCUGUAUUGCAAGAGCAGCCGCCAUUGCGCAGACGUAAAUUGGAACAUUUGAUCAAUGAAUUCGUGCACAAACGUACCGUUACACGUCGUUUGAUUGCCAAUGGCGUUACCAGCCCCAAAUCCUUCCAAUGGCUUUGCGAGAUGCGUUUCUACUUCGAUCCACGCCAGACGGAGGUUCUUCAACAACUCACCAUACACAUGGCCAACGCCCGUUUCUACUACGGUUUCGAAUAUCUUGGGGUACAAGAUCGCCUCGUACAGACACCACUCACUGAUCGUUGUUAUUUGACCAUGACACAAGCUUUGGAAUCACGUCUCGGUGGCUCGCCCUUCGGUCCGGCUGGUACUGGUAAAACUGAGUCCGUUAAAGCGCUCGGUAAUCAACUUGGACGUUUCGUCUUGGUCUUCAAUUGUGACGAAACCUUCGAUUUCCAAGCUAUGGGUCGUAUUUUUGUUGGUCUCUGUCAAGUUGGCGCUUGGGGUUGCUUCGAUGAGUUCAAUCGUUUGGAGGAACGUAUGCUUUCAGCUUGUUCACAACAAAUUCAAACUAUACAAGAAGCGCUCAAGUAUGAGAUGGAUAGCAAUAAGGAGAGUAUUACCGUUGAAUUGGUUGGCAAGCAAGUGCGUGUAUCGCCCGAUAUGGCCAUCUUCAUUACCAUGAAUCCAGGUUACGCUGGCCGUUCCAACUUGCCCGAUAACUUGAAGAAACUCUUCCGUUCGUUGGCUAUGACCACACCCGAUCGUCAACUCAUUGCCGAGGUGAUGUUGUUCUCACAAGGUUUCCGCUCUGCUGAGAAGUUGGCCUGCAAGAUUGUGCCGUUCUUCAAACUUUGCGAUGAACAGUUGUCCAAUCAAAGCCAUUACGAUUUCGGUUUGCGUGCACUCAAGUCGGUGCUGAUAUCCGCUGGUAAUGUGAAACGUGAUCGCAUUAUGAAGAUUAAGGAAACAAUGCGUCAACGUGGCGAGGAGAAUAUUGAUGAGGCCUCGGUGGCUGAAAACUUGCCUGAACAGGAGAUUCUUAUACAAUCGGUAUGUGAGACAAUGGUGCCCAAACUCGUUGCUGAGGAUAUACCGCUGCUCUUCUCACUAUUGAGCGAUGUAUUCCCGAACGUGGGCUACACACGUGCCGAGAUGAAGGGUUUGAAGGAGGAAAUACGUAAAGUAUGCCAAGAAGACUAUUUGGUGUGCGGUGAAGGUGAUGAGCAAGGCGCUGCCUGGAUGGAGAAGAAUGCGCAAGGAUUCGGUGAAACGUGGGUGGAAAAAGUGCUACAACUAUACCAAAUCUCCAAUCUCAAUCACGGUCUCAUGAUGGUCGGUCCGUCGGGUUCCGGUAAAUCCACGGCCUGGCGCACGUUGCUCAAAGCUUUGGAGCGUUUCGAGGGCACGGAGGGCGUUGCACAUGUCAUCGAUCCUAAAGCUAUUUCCAAGGAGGCACUUUAUGGUGUUAUGGAUCAGAAUACACGCGAAUGGACCGAUGGUCUGUUCACACACGUCUUGCGUAAGAUCAUCGACAAUGUGCGUGGUGAAAUUAAUAAGCGUCAAUGGAUCAUUUUCGAUGGCGAUGUCGAUCCUGAAUGGGUAGAGAAUUUGAAUUCCGUUUUGGAUGACAACAAAUUGCUCACCUUGCCAAAUGGUGAGCGUCUUUCGUUGCCACCGAAUGUGCGUAUUAUGUUUGAAGUACAGGAUUUGAAGUUUGCCACACUCGCUACUGUGUCGCGUUGUGGUAUGGUUUGGUUCUCUGAGGAUGUAUUGUCUACUGAGAUGAUAUUUGAGAAUUAUCUAUCGCGUUUGCGCAGUAUACCAUUGGAAGAUGGUGAUGAAGAUUUCGUUGGUGUUGCUAAACCGGCUUCGAACAAAGAUAAGGAGGAAGAGGUGUCGCCAUCACUGCAAGUACAACGCGAUAUUGCAUUGUUGUUGCAACCAUACUUCUCAGCAGAUGGUAUUGUAGUGCGCAGUUUGGAGUAUGCCAUGGAUCAGGAGCAUAUUAUGGACUUUACGCGUUUGCGUGCGCUUAGCUCGCUCUUCUCGAUGCUUAAUCAAGCUGCUAGAAAUAUACUCAACUUCAAUGCGCAACAUCCCGAUUUCCCUUGCUCCGCCGAUCAACUGGAACAGUAUAUACCCAAAGCACUUAUUUAUUCAGUGCUUUGGUCCUUUGCAGGCGAUGCUAAGCUCAAAGUACGCACUGAUUUGGGUGAUUUUGUGCGCAGUGUAACUACCAUACCGUUACCGGGCGCUGCUGGUGCUCCUAUAAUUGAUUACGAGGUCAGCAUGAAUGGCGAAUGGGUGCCAUGGUCGAAUAAGGUGCCCGUUAUUGAAGUUGAAACUCACAAAGUCGCAUCACCGGACAUUGUUGUGCCCACUUUGGACACUGUGCGUCACGAAUCGUUAUUGUACACUUGGCUGGCCGAACAUAAACCACUCGUCUUAUGUGGUCCACCUGGUUCUGGUAAGACCAUGACAUUGUUCUCAGCAUUGCGUGCUCUGCCCGACAUGGAGGUAGUAGGCUUGAAUUUUUCAUCCGCCACCACACCAGAGCUAUUGCUUAAGACUUUCGAUCAUUAUUGCGAAUAUCGCAAGACGCCAAACGGUGUUGUGCUGUCCCCAGUGCAGAUUGGCAAGUGGCUCGUACUCUUCUGCGAUGAAAUCAAUUUGCCAGAUAUGGACACUUACGGCACACAACGUGUUAUUUCGUUCUUGCGUCAAUUGGUCGAACAUAAAGGCUUCUAUCGCGCCAGCGAUCAAGCUUGGGUUUCUCUCGAACGCAUACAAUUCGUGGGCGCUUGUAAUCCCCCCACAGAUCCGGGCCGUAAACCCCUAUCACAUCGUUUCUUACGUCACGUGCCAAUAAUUUAUGUCGAUUAUCCUGGUGAGACUUCACUCAAGCAAAUCUAUGGCACCUUCUCACGCGCUAUGUUACGUAUGAUGCCAUCACUGCGUGGCUACGCUGAACCAUUGACUAACGCAAUGGUAGAAUUCUAUUUGGCAUCACAAGACCGCUUCACCCAGGACAUGCAACCACACUACGUGUACUCACCCCGUGAGAUGACGCGCUGGGUGCGCGGUAUUUGCGAAGCUAUACGUCCGCUUGAUUCGUUACCAGUGGAGGGUUUGGUGCGUUUGUGGGCGCAUGAAGCUUUGCGCUUGUUCCAAGACAGACUGGUUGAUGAAUCAGAACGUCGCUGGACCAAUGAGAAUAUCGAUAUUGUAGCACUUAAACACUUCCCUGGUAUCAAUCAAGAGGAGGCAUUGACACGUCCCAUACUCUACAGUAAUUGGUUAUCGAAGGAUUAUGUGCCGGUGAAUCGCGAAGAAUUGCGCGACUAUGUGCGUGCACGUCUAAAGGUCUUCUACGAGGAGGAGCUCGAUGUGCCGCUUGUACUGUUCGAUGAAGUUUUGGAACAUGUUCUGCGCAUCGAUCGUAUCUUCCGUCAGCCUCAGGGUCAUUUGCUCUUGAUUGGUGUUUCCGGCGCAGGCAAAACUACGCUUUCACGUUUUGUUGCUUGGAUGAAUGGCUUGUCCAUCUUCCAAAUUAAGGUGCAUAACAAAUAUACCAGCGAAGAUUUUGAUGAGGAUCUGCGUUGUGUGCUCAGACGUUCGGGUUGCAAAGAUGAGAAGAUUGCAUUCAUUUUGGACGAAUCGAACGUAUUGGACUCCGGUUUCUUGGAACGUAUGAAUACGCUGUUGGCUAACGGUGAAGUGCCCGGUUUAUUUGAGGGCGAUGAAUACACUACUUUGAUGACACAAUGUAAGGAGGGUGCACAGCGCGAGGGCUUGAUGUUGGACUCCGGCGAUGAGCUGUACAAAUGGUUUACUCAACAAGUUAUGCGCAACUUGCAUGUCGUGUUCACCAUGAAUCCCUCUACUGACGGUCUCAAAGAUCGCGCUGCAACCUCGCCGGCGCUUUUCAAUCGUUGCGUACUCAACUGGUUCGGCGAUUGGUCCGAUUCUGCACUCUUCCAGGUGGGCAAAGAAUUCACCACACGCGUUGAUUUGGAAAAACAAAGCUGGGUAGCGCCCGAUUUCUUCCCGUCUGUGUGCCCCUUAGUGCCAGCGCAACCAACACAUCGCGAUGCAGUCAUCAACAGCUGUGUCUAUGUGCAUCAGACACUCCACCAAGCCAAUUCACGUCUCGCAAAACGUGGUGGCCGCACAAUGGCCGUUACACCACGUCACUAUUUGGACUUUAUUCAUCACUUCGUCAAAUUGUACAAUGAGAAACGUAGCGAUUUGGAAGAACAACAAUUGCAUUUGAAUGUUGGUCUUAAUAAAAUUGCCGAAACUGUGGAGCAAGUAGAGGAGAUGCAAAAAUCCCUGGCUGUUAAGAAGCAGGAAUUACAGGCGAAGAAUGAGGCAGCAAAUGCCAAGUUGAAACAGAUGUUUAAGGAUCAACAGGAGGCUGAGAAGAAGAAGAUACAAUCGCAAGAGAUACAAAUACGUUUAGCCGAUCAGACGGUGAAAAUUGAAGAAAAACGUAAAUAUGUCAUGGCCGAUUUGGCACAAGUGGAACCGGCUGUAAUCGACGCGCAACAAGCCGUUAAAUCGAUACGUAAGCAACAACUCGUUGAAGUCCGUACCAUGGCCAAUCCACCAUCGGUGGUGAAAUUGGCUCUAGAGUCAAUCUGUCUGCUACUGGGUGAGAAUGCGACCGACUGGAAAUCAAUUCGUGCCGUUAUAAUGAGAGAAAACUUUAUAAAUUCAAUUGUAUCUAACUUCAAUACUGAAAAUAUAACCGAUGAGGUGCGCGAAAAGAUGAAGAACAAGUAUCUCAGCAAUCCGGAUUAUAAUUUUGAGAAGGUUAAUCGCGCCAGUAUGGCUUGUGGUCCUAUGGUUAAAUGGGCUAUUGCACAGAUUGAAUACGCUGACAUGUUGAAACGCGUCGAACCGCUGCGUGAAGAAUUGCGUUCACUCGAAGAGCAAGCCGAUGUGAAUCUACAGAGCGCUAACGAGACCAAGGAACUGGUUGAGCAGCUCGAACGUAGUAUUGCUGCCUACAAAGAGGAGUAUGCACAGCUCAUUUCACAAGCUCAGGCAAUCAAAACAGAUUUGGAGAAUGUUCAGGCUAAGGUUGAUCGCUCAAUUGCGCUGCUGAAGAGUUUGAAUAUCGAACGAGAGCGUUGGGAGUGCACCAGUGAGACGUUCAAGUCACAAAUGUCCACCAUUAUUGGUGAUGUCCUGCUAUCGGCUGCAUUUAUUGCCUAUGGUGGCUACUUUGAUCAGCAUUAUCGUUUGAAUCUCUUCACCACCUGGAGUCAGCAUUUGCAAUCGGCCAAUAUACAAUAUCGCUCUGAUAUGGCACGCACCGAAUAUCUUUCUAAUCCCGAUGAACGCCUUCGUUGGCAGGCGAACGCCCUACCAACCGAUGAUCUCUGCACUGAGAAUGCUAUUAUGCUCAAGCGUUUCAAUCGUUAUCCACUUAUUAUCGAUCCUUCGGGUCAGGCAACUACUUUCUUGCUUAACGAAUAUGCUGGCAAGAAGAUUACAAAGACUUCAUUCUUGGACGAUUCAUUCCGUAAGAAUUUGGAAUCAGCACUUCGUUUCGGUAAUCCACUGCUCGUACAAGAUGUUGAAAAUUACGAUCCGAUUUUGAAUCCUGUACUCAAUCGUGAGCUCCGUCGCACUGGCGGUCGUGUGUUGAUCACACUCGGCGAUCAGGAUAUCGAUUUGUCGCCCUCAUUCGUUAUUUUCUUGUCUACACGUGAUCCAACCGUGGAGUUCCCUCCAGAUAUUUGCUCACGUGUCACUUUUGUCAACUUCACUGUUACACGCAGUUCCCUGCAGUCGCAAUGUUUGAAUCAAGUAUUGAAGGCUGAACGUCCCGAUAUCGAUGAGAAACGUUCGGAUCUAUUGAAGUUGCAAGGCGAAUUCCGUUUGCGUUUGCGCCAACUAGAGAAGAGUCUGCUACAAGCUUUGAAUGAUGCUAAGGGUAAGAUUCUCGAUGAUGACUCUGUAAUUACGACUUUGGAGACUCUGAAGAAGGAGGCGUACGAUAUCAACCAGAAGGUGGAUGAGACCGAUAAGGUUAUCGCUGAGAUUGAGACGGUCUCACAACAAUAUUUGCCACUGUCGGUGGCUUGCAGUAAUAUUUACUUCACCAUGGAUAGCUUGAACCAGGUGCACUUCUUGUACCAGUACUCGUUGAAGAUGUUCUUGGACAUAUUCUCUACUGUGCUUUACAACAAUACAAAACUGGAUGGCAAGACCGAGUAUUCGGAGCGUUUGAGUAUCGUUACGAAGGAUUUGUUCCAGGUCUGUUAUGAGCGUGUAGCGCGCGGCAUGUUGCACAACGAUCGCCUCACAUUUGCUUUGCUCAUGUGCAAGAUACAUCUUAAGGGCACUUCUGAACAAAAUUUGGAUUCCGAAUUCAACUUCUUCUUGCGUAGUCGCGAGGGUCUACUCGCCAACGCAAUACCAGUCGAUGGUCUAACUGCUGAACAAAUCGAGAGCGUCAACCGUUUGCAAACACGUCUGCCCAUCUUCCGCAAGUUGAUUGAGAAACUCAAGUCAAUGCCGGAAAUCGGCGCUUGGCUGCAACAGAGCUCACCGGAACAAUGUGUGCCCCAAUUAUGGGAUGAAUCCAAGGCGCUCACACCAAUUGUCAGCUCUAUACAUCAGUUGCUAUUGAUACAAGCCUUCCGACCAGAUCGUGUUAUCGCCGCCGCACACAAAGUGGUCGAUGCUGUAUUGGGUCUAGAUUUUAUGCCGAAUGCCGAAAAGGAAUUGGAUUUGGCCGCUGUGGUAGAGAAGCAGUUGAACUGCAACACGCCCGCAUUGCUGUGCUCAGUGCCCGGUUUUGAUGCUUCCGGUCGCGUGGACGAUUUGGCUGCCGAAUUGAAUAAACAAAUUUCGAGCAUUGCCAUCGGUUCGGCGGAGGGUUUCAAUCAGGCUGAGCGCGCCAUCAACAUGGCCUGCAAGAGCGGUCGCUGGGUGCUGCUGAAGAACGUACACUUGGCGCCACAAUGGCUGGUGCAAUUGGAGAAGAAAUUACAUUCGCUGCAGCCACAUUCGGGCUUCAGAUUAUUCCUCACCAUGGAGAUCAAUCCCAAGGUGCCAGUCAACUUGUUGCGCGCUGGCCGCAUUUUCGUUUUCGAACCGCCGCCAGGCAUACGCGCCAACUUGUUGCGAACAUUCUCGACGGUGCCGGUGGCGCGCAUGAUGAAAACACCCAGCGAACGUGCACGUCUCUAUUUCUUGUUGGCAUGGUUCCAUGCCAUCGUACAGGAACGUCUGCGCUACGUGCCACUUGGCUGGGCUAAGAAGUACGAGUUCAAUGAGUCGGAUUUGCGCGUCGCGUGCGACACGCUGGACACCUGGAUCGACACGACUGCAAUGGGUCGCACCAAUUUGCCGCCGGAGAAGGUGCCAUGGGACGCGUUGGUGACACUGUUGUCGCAAUCCAUCUACGGCGGUAAAAUUGACAAUGACUUUGAUCAGCGUUUGCUGACGUCAUUCUUGAAGAAAUUAUUUACGGCGCGCAGUUUCGAAAGCGAUUUCGCGCUUGUGGCCAAUGUUGAUGGCGGCGCCGGCGGUCAGCGACAUAUCACCAUGCCCGAUGGUACGCGGCGCGAUCACUUCCUGAAGUGGAUUGAGAAUUUGUCGGACCGCCAGACGCCUUCAUGGCUGGGAUUGCCCAACAAUGCGGAGAAGGUGUUGCUAACGACACGUGGCACAGAUUUGGUGAGCAAGUUGUUGAAAAUGCAACAGCUGGAGGAUGACGAUGAGUUAGCCUACAGUGUAGAGGAGCAUGCCGAAGCGGCUAAUGCAAGUGCAUCGCGCCAAGAAGAUGGUCGCCCAUCGUGGAUGAAGACCUUGCAUAACUCGGCCACAGCUUGGCUCGAGCUAUUGCCCAAAAAUUUGCCUGUGCUCAAGCGUACUGUGGAGAAUAUCAAGGAUCCAUUAUAUAGGUACUUUGAACGUGAAGUUACUUCCGGCGCUAAAUUGUUGACAACGGUCAUUUCGGAUUUGCAAGAUGUCGUCUUGAUUUGUCAAGGUGAAAAGAAGCAGACCAAUCACCAUCGUUCCAUGUUGUCCGAGUUGGUGCGUGGCAUCAUACCGAAAGGUUGGAAACGUUACACAGUGCCAGUCGGCUGUACUGUCAUCCAAUGGAUUACCGAUUUCAGCAAUCGUGUACAGCAAUUGCAGAAGGUGUCGAAGUUGGUCUCGCAAGCAGGCGCUAAGGAGUUGCAGACUUUCCCUGUUUGGCUGGGCGGUUUAUUGAACCCUGAAGCUUACAUCACGGCUACACGCCAAUGUGUUGCACAGGCCAACAGCUGGUCUUUGGAAGAGUUGGCAUUGGAAGUAACCAUCACCGAGUCGGGCGUCAAUCCCGAUCAAAAGGAUAGCAGCUUCGGUGUGACGGGCUUGAAAUUGCAAGGCGCACAAUGCAAGAACAAUGAGCUGCUCUUGGCUUCCACAAUUAUGAUGGACUUGCCACUAACCAUUCUCAAAUGGGUGAAAGCUUCAGCUGAGUCGCGCGUUAGCAAACUCACUUUGCCGGUUUACUUGAACUCCACACGCACUGAGCUGUUGUUCACCGUUGAUUUGGCGGUAGCCGCUGGUCAGGAUCCACAUAGCUUCUAUGAGCGUGGUGUGGCUGUGCUCACUUCGACUGCUUUGAAUUAAAUUCAGCAAAGAUAGAGAGCACUUUAAAAAUAAUCAUUUUCAAGAAUUUACGGUAGCGCAUAAUUGAGCGCAAAUAUUUUACAAUAAAAAAAUCAUAUAAAAAAUACAUAUAAAUAACCAAUUGAAAUGAAUUAUCAUGCUAUAUACAUAUAUACACACACUUUUAAAGUGUUUAUUUAGCUUCAAUAUAACAGUGUUAAUCAACUGCAUUCAAUAUUUAAAGUAUUCAAUACUCCUUAUAUUUAACAUUACAAAUAUUUAAAUACUCAAAAGCAUUCAAUAAAAGUUGUUUAAA